This is a messenger RNA of Exserohilum turcica Et28A, 720 nucleotides long. RefSeq lists its product as uncharacterized. The record is from RefSeq and is a predicted model, not a curated record. Gene Ontology annotation, molecular function: RNA binding. Gene Ontology annotation, biological process: mRNA splicing, via spliceosome. Gene Ontology annotation, cellular component: nuclear speck. The coding region runs from base 1 to 720 and encodes 239 amino acids. Lineage: Eukaryota; Fungi; Ascomycota; Dothideomycetes; Pleosporales; Pleosporaceae. The transcript is spliced from 4 exons.
AUGUCUCGCGGCGGCGGCACUACGCUCUACGUCACCGGCUUCGGCCACGGAACGCGCGCUCGCGACCUCGCCUACGAGUUCGAACGAUAUGGCCGCCUGGUCCGCUGCGAUAUUCCGGCUCCCCGUUCGGCUUCGUCUAGGCUCUUUGCGUUCGUCGAGUACGAGUCUCGACGCGAUGCCGACGAUGCGUAUCACGAGAUGCACAACAAGCGCAUCGGCCGCGACGAUUUGUUGAAGAUUGAGGUAUGUCUAGGAAGCUGCUCGGACGCGAUUGCAUCUAACAGGCUGCAGUGGGCACGCACUCCCCCCUCGGCAUCAUGGCGCUUCGACUCGGGACGUGACCGUCCGCGUGGUGAGCGUUCUGAGCGUGGCGGUGACCGGGGCGACCGUUCAGACCGGGGCGAUCGUGCGGACCGUGGCGUACGUUCUCCGCGCCGCCGCAGCACUUCUCCGCGCCGCGACCGUGGUGCUUCCCCUCGCAAGGACGACCGCCGCGAGCGCGACUACGACCGCCGUGACCGCGACAGGUCAAGGAGCCCCAUUGACGGCGACCGGGAGAUGAAGGACGUUCGCGACCGCGAAGACGACCGUGGCGACCGCGAGCGUGGCGACCGUGACGAGAGGCGCGACCGUGAGCGCGAGGCUGAGCCGGCCGCCGAAGCCCGCAAGAUCGAAUCACCUCCCCCGGCCGCGCACGAAGACUUGGACGUAGCCGAGUAG